GGGGGCGGAGCUUGUGCAGUCAGCGCAGAAGUCACACAAAUCACGGAUCAGGAAUAGUAGCGAGCGCUGAAAUAGUUUGUGGAGCAGACACUGCGAGUUCUUGUGGUGCGAGGGCAGAAAGGCGACAUUUCUUUGCUCCAGUUACUCUAAUCACAAAUGUGUGCCGCCAAAUGCGGAAGUGCUGGCGCCCUGGUGUCCGGAAGUGCCAACCUGCAAGCGUGACGUCAGUGCCUCCGUGGCGAACCCGGAAGUGGUGCGUUGCCGGGAGACAUGGCGCUGACUGCUGGGACUGGAGGAGCUGAUACUGAGAGGGACAUGAAGCAACAGCCAGAAGGAAAUGGGGAGCCCGGGGCCUUGUCCGGGGGAAACCGGCGCCUCAAGUACCUGAGUCUGGCCGUGCUGGUGGUACAAAACGCGUCUCUGAUUCUCAGCAUCCGAUAUGCCCGCACCCUGCCAGGAGAGCGCUUCUUCUCCACCACCGCUGUAGUUAUGGCUGAGAUCCUGAAGGGCAUCACUUGUCUGCUGCUUAUGCUGCUGCAGAAAAGAGGUAACGUCAAGGAGCUGGCUCUGUACUUAUAUGAUGCCAUUGUUGUGCAGUACAUGGACACCCUCAAGCUGGCAGUGCCCUCACUGAUAUACACCCUACAGAACAAUCUCCAGUAUGUGGCCAUCUCCAACCUUCCUGCAGCCACUUUCCAGGUGACCUAUCAGCUGAAGAUCCUCACGACCGCCUUAUUCUCGGUGCUGCUCCUGAGGAAGAGCCUGACACGACUGCAGUGGGGAUCCCUGGUGAUUCUGUUUGCUGGGGUGGCCAUUGUUCAGGCUGAACAGUCCGGGGCUAAUGAAAGUGUGGCUGACAGUGGUCAGAGCUAUGUGGUGGGAUUGGUGGCCGUGGCUGUCUCCUGUCUGUCCUCUGGCUUUGCAGGAGUGUAUUUUGAACGGAUCCUGAAGGGCAGUUCGGCUUCUGUGUGGCUUCGGAAUGUUCAGUUGGGAAUCUUUGGAACGGCAUUAGGGCUACUGGCAAUGUGGCAACAAGAUGGAGCUGCAGUGGCUGAGCGUGGCUUCUUUCACGGUUACACGCCACUUGUGUGGUGCGUCAUCUUUAACCAAGCCUUCGGGGGGCUGCUUGUGGCUGUGGUAGUGAAAUACGCAGACAACAUUCUGAAAGGCUUUGCCACAUCUCUGUCGAUUGUGGUCUCAACGGCGGCCUCAGUCCAUCUUUUUGGCUUCCAUGUGGACAUCCCUUUUGCAGUUGGAGCUGGGCUUGUGAUUGGUGCCGUCUAUCUCUACAGUCUCCCCCGGAAACCAGAUGUUUCAUCCAGUUCCCAGACUUCAUCACAAACAAAUACCUUCCUGCCAAAGUCAGUGCUCAUCAAGUGAACCUACUGGUUGAUGACUGGGCUUUAAUGGGAGCUGGCAAAGUGGGCAAGUUUCAGGGGUGGGUCAGGUUCCGUUGCUGCUCUCUGAUAACAUCUUGCUGCUCUCCAGCUCCUACUAACAUGAUCCAGAAGUGGAACAUUACGUGCACAUACCCCCGAGACCAAAUUCUAAACUAACAUUCUAGUAUUGGGAGGAUGGCAAUGGUACUGGUCGCCGAGCAGGAGGGCGGCAAUGAUAUAUUUGUAUAAAGAUUUGUACAUUGAAGAGUCUGUAUUUCAAAUAUGAAACACACAAAAUAUUAUGUUUGGGCUUUGGGGCAUUGAUGUAAUUUAUUUAUAUAUAUAUAUAUAUAUAUAAUGUAUGGACAGACCAGCACAGUGAAUGUACUUACCUCCUGCCCAGCCUAGGGUUUCUGUGGGUUCCCGUCAUAUUCGCUGGAAGGGAUUCACUGUACAAGACCCCUUCACAUCACCUGCAGUAUGGAUAACCCCCCCCCCCCCAUGGGCUAAGCCAGGGGAGAUUGUAUCCCCGUUGGUGGUGCUUGUACCCUACCAGGAAAUGGGCAGCACCCGGUCUUGUAGCAGUGAGAAGUGUAAAACUGGACCUGCCCAGUAAGAGAAUAAACUGCCACUCAUUCAAUGAGCACCUUCAACUGAAGAAGCCACUAGGCUGCUUAAACCAUCAAGCGAGUCCAGUUGCUGACUGAUCACUAGUAGCCAUUAUCUGGAUGAAACUGCCCCUAGUGAAUAAAAGAGAGAAGCCUCCUCCAAUGUCUGCCUUCUCUUAGCCAAUGCUUGGGGAAUGUGGCAUAGAAUUCAUCUCUCAUUCCUUGUGCCAAAGGGUCCCCCCCAUUAGGAAUUGGCUGCUGCUGCUAUAGGUGGAGGAACACAGAAAAUAAUAUUUGCAAGGGAGGGAUUUUCUUUAACUAAAUAAACAAAUUGUGCAAGGGCACAUUGAAAGGAAGGGUGUAACCCUCAAUGUGCCACACCUACCAGAAAUUGAUUCCCUCCCACCCAUGGCUCUUCUCGUGCAUGAUCUUUCUUGUACUCAAAUAUUAUUGUACAAUAAAAGACUUUUGUAUGGC
Molecule: messenger RNA, 2464 nt
Organism: Xenopus laevis (African clawed frog)
Lineage: Eukaryota; Metazoa; Chordata; Amphibia; Anura; Pipidae
Gene: slc35a2.S
Product: solute carrier family 35 member A2 S homeolog
Exons: 4
Coding region: 271-1380 (369 amino acids)
Biological process (GO): pyrimidine nucleotide-sugar transmembrane transport
Cellular component (GO): membrane; Golgi membrane
Molecular function (GO): pyrimidine nucleotide-sugar transmembrane transporter activity
Source: RefSeq, a predicted model, not a curated record